Molecule: messenger RNA, 1976 nt
Organism: Baudoinia panamericana UAMH 10762
Lineage: Eukaryota; Fungi; Ascomycota; Dothideomycetes; Mycosphaerellales; Teratosphaeriaceae
Exons: 2
Coding region: 452-1765 (437 amino acids)
Biological process (GO): protein modification process
Cellular component (GO): P-body
Source: RefSeq, a predicted model, not a curated record
UCGGGAACUCAGGUCCAUGUUCUGAAAACGCUCUUAACCGACUCGAUAUCGACUCAACCUGCCUUUUUGAAAUCCUACAGAUCCUACAAGCUGGAUUCAAUGAUACCAACCACUGAACUCGCCAGACUGCGUUCCGCGAUGGUGUUCUUAGCAGGAACGACGAUGCUCGUCGAAGGAUUGAUGGAGUUGCAGCAUCAGUACCGUCUCAGGAAGCUUGAUCUCAUAGACGCUCAAAGGCAACGGGAGCAUAAGCGCAGAAUGAAACAGCUUGAGGUAAAGAUUCUCUUUAUGAAAGGCAGCUUGUGUGGGUUAACAUUUCUCGACGAUCUGCGCAUGUCCUGAUGCGCAAGCCUCAGGCAACAGCCCGGCGGGAUCGAACCUUUCAGAUUGGACUUCACUCUCCUUCCAGAAGAACGGUUUUUAUGCAUCCACCAUAUAGCAACGACACAGCAUGGGAGCUACAUUAGGAGACAGAGUCUAUCUUAACGUCGACUACGAAGACCAAUACGUGCAACCACUGCUCCUCGCCGCACUAAAAGCCCGCUUGCCAUCAGAACUGCUAGUCUUCGUCCACGAAAGCGAGCAGCCACCACCGCUCAACGGCAAGUUGCUGCAAUGGCGCCAAUAUGAGAACAUUGAUUUUGAGCAUCUUCUCGAGCAUCCCAAAACAAACCUGGCAAACAGCUACGUCAUUCGGAAAGCACUGAUCCGCAAGCACUACCUGUCGACGACAGUAUCGCAUUGGUUGAUCAAACGCCCGGAAAGCACUCUCAAGGAUCAUGUUAAGGGGUCUGUUGAGUUCGAGGUCGAUUAUGCAGAGUUCCUGGACGAUGCUCUGGUUGAGGCGUUUGAGCUCAAGGAAGCUUGGGCUAAGAAUGAAGGGUUGGAUGCGGCGGAGAAGGAGUGGUGGAUUUUGAAGCCUGGAAUGAGCGAGCGUGGGCAGGGUAUCCGGCUAUUUAGUAGCGAAGAGGAGCUAACGUCGAUUUUCGAGGGCUGGGAUCCUUCUUCAGAUGACGAGGAUGAUGCAGUUUCUGUAAGCGAUGAGAAGCCUUCAGCAAGUGGCGACGACGGCCACGAUGGCAAUGGCAUCAUGACCUCUCAGCUCCGCCACUUCAUCGUCCAGCCCUACAUCCACCCACCCCUCCUUCUCCCUCCGCCACACCCAUCCGCAGGCCGCAAGUUCCACAUACGGACGUAUGUGCUCGCGGUCGGAGCGCUGAAAGUUUACGUCUACAGGCCCAUGCUCGCCCUCUUCGCCGCAAAACCCUACACCGCGCCCGCGGAAGCCUCGACAGCCGACCCAAAUGAGGAGCUAGCAAGCCAUCUCACGAAUACCUGUCUCCAGAACGGUGCGCGCGAAGGCAGUGUGCACGCUUUCUGGUCUCUGCCCUCCUCCCUCCCAGGCCUCUCAGAUGAAUGGCGCGGUGAUGUAUUCGCCCAGAUCUGCGCCGUUACGGCCGAGACCUUUGAAGCCGCUGCUCGGAGCAUGAGUAUUCAUUUCCAAGUUCUGCCGAAUGCCUUUGAGAUCUUCGGGCUAGACUUUCUUGUCGAUGCCAAAGGGACGGCAUGGCUUUUGGAGGUGAAUGCAUUUCCUGACUUUGCGCAGACGGGGGAGGAGCUGCAGGGUUUGGUGAAGGGAAUGUUCGAGGAGGUGGUCGAGGCGGCGGUUAAGCCGUUCUUUGGGCUCGAAGACGAAGAAUUAGCGGGAGCGAAAGCGGCUUCGGAGAUGGCGAUGGUGCUUGACGUUGAUCUUGGGAGACGGUAGGCGCGAGGUGAUUUGCGUUACACGCAGAAUACAUGCGAACGCUCGCAGCAGUUCACCCAACAGCGUCAUGCCACUUCUUGCUCCAAGCUGUGAACUCGUCGUCCUCGCCCUGCCAGCUUUCACCCAUAGCAGACGCAGCAAGUUUUGCCUCUUGCACACACCGCGUCAACAUCUCGCUUGCUCUAGCUUCGCUAAGGUCGUAGAAGCAGCC